Messenger RNA from Jatropha curcas, 1707 nucleotides. RefSeq names its product adenylate-forming reductase 03009. The record is from RefSeq and is a predicted model, not a curated record. Lineage: Eukaryota; Viridiplantae; Streptophyta; Magnoliopsida; Malpighiales; Euphorbiaceae.
UCUCAAUCUAGGUCUACAAAAUUCAGACAAAGAAAGAUGCAAAGCCCAGUUAGGUUUUCGAGCUGCAGAGGAGUAGAGUUUGAAAUCAAACCUCAUCCUGAUCCGUUUGCUUUUCCUGCACCCACCAAAGAUGAGCAAAAAGGCAGCAGCAGCUUUUGGCUUUCUUUGUUUCAAGGCAACUCCUCCAGAAUUUUCCCUUCUGCUGUUCAAAGGUCUGCCAGCCGAGCCAGUAGCCAUUACUGUGAUCUUGACUUUGAAAACGACCACCACGAUGAAGAAGCCAUCAGUUUACAAAUAUUAGAAGAAGGAAAAAAAGAGGAGAAAGAACUUAAUGCAAACCCUCUUCCUUCUGCUAGUAAGCGAGAGCAACAGCCUAAGCCUGCUCGAAAGCCACAAUCAAGACUGUCCAUUAUUCUUCUCGAUCAAGGCUUGUUUACAGUUUACAAGCGGCUUUUUGUCGUUUCAUUGACUUUAAACAUAACCUUUUUGGUUCUUGCAGCCACUGGUCACUUCCAAUAUGCAAGAAACAGAGCUGCACUCUUUUCAAUAUGCAAUAUUUUUGCUUUGACGCUUUGUAGAAGCGAGGCCUUUCUGCGAGUUGUUUUCUGGCUUGUAGUUAAACUACUGGGAAGAUCUUGGAUACCUAUCCCAAUCAAGACUGCUACUACCUCUCUUCUUCAAAGCCUUGGUGGAAUACAUAGCAGCUGUGGUAUUUCUUCUAUUGCUUGGCUUAUAUAUGCUUUAGUUCUCACUCUUAAGAAGAGAGACUAUACAUCCUCAGAGAUAAUAGGUGUAGCCUGCACCAUUUUAGCACUUCUCUGCAUAUCUGCUUUAGCUGCAUUCCCUCUAGUACGACAUCUCCAUCAUAACGUAUUUGAAGGACUUCAUCGAUUCGGUGGAUGGACAGCUUUAGCUCUUGUAUGGGUUUUUGUUAUCCUCACUGUCUCUUAUGACCCAAUAUCCAAAUCCUAUAGCAAUGAUUUUGGCUCCAGAUUGAUAAAAAAAGAAGAAUUUUGGUUCACAGUAAUCACAACAUUUCUAAUCGUACUUCCAUGGGUAACAGUUAGACGUGUACCUGUCAAGAUAUAUGCUCCUUCUUCAGGUCAUGCCAGUAUUAUAAAAUUCCAAGGAGGUGUUAAGUCUGGUAUUCUUGGAAGGAUUAGUCCAUCCCCAUUAAGAGAAUGGCACGCUUUUGGAAUAAUUUCUGAUGGGAAAACAGAACACAUGAUGUUAGCAGGUGCAGUUGGUGAUUUCACCAAGUCACUAGUUUCAAACCCACCAAGCCACUUGUGGGUUAGACAAGUGCACUUCGCAGGCUUGCCUUAUUUAGUGAAUAUGUUCGAAAGAGUUCUUUUAGUGGCUACAGGAUCAGGUAUUUGUGUGUUCUUGUCUUUUCUUUUGCAGCCUAGUAGAGCUAAUGUAUGCAUGCUUUGGGUGACCAAAGGAGUAGAUCAAAACUUUGGUAAAGAGAUUAAAGAAAUGAUGAGUGGACAUCCUAAAGACAAGGUAAUUAUACAUGACACGGCUGUAUUGGGUCGCCCCAAUGUGGCUCAGAUGAGUAUUGAUGCUGCUAAAAAAUGGGAUGCUCAAGCAGUCGUUGUUACAAGCAAUCCUGAAGGAAGCAGGGAUGUGGUUAAUGCUUGCAAGGCUGCUGGUUUUCCUGCCUUUGGUCCUAUCUGGGAUUCUUGAAUUUUAUGCUGAGAUCGA